AUGUUCGAGAAGUUCCCAAAGAUCUAUAAUGUCUACUUUCUGGCAAUCGUUGCCACCAUGGGUGGUAUGCUGUUCGGUUUCGACAUUUCCUCGAUGAGUGCGAUUAUUGGGACGGAUCAAUACAUCAACUACUUCGACAACCCCUCUGGUGUCGUACAAGGCGCAAUUGGUUCUUCUCUUGCUGCUGGCUCGGUUGUUGGCUCAAUAAUGGCGGGUCCAAUUUCCGACAAGUUUGGUCGUCGCGAUGCGCUCUUAUUCUCUUGCAUAUUCUGGCUCGCUGGAACGGCGCUUCAAGUUGCUUGCAAUGGCAGAGGUAUGCUCAUUGCGGGACGUGUACUCAACGGUAUCACUGUUGGCAUCACGUCUUCUCAAGUCCCCGUAUAUCUUGCGGAAAUUUCCAAGCACUCGCAGCGUGGUGCUAUCAUCAUCAUUCAGCAGUUGGCUAUUGAGUGGGGUAUUCUCAUCAUGUACUUCGUUGGCUAUGGAUGCUCUUAUAUCGGCGACGCGAACUCCACUGCCUCUUUCAGAACAGCCUGGGGUGUUCAAUUCGUACCCUGCGUAUUUUUCAUGAUUGGCCUUCCUUUCCUUCCGGAAAGCCCACGUUGGCUCGCAAAGGUUGACCGCACUGAGGAAGCCCUCCGCAUUCUCGCGGAAAUCCAGGCGAACGGCGAUAUCACAAACGAGUACGUCGUCGCCGAAUAUGAGGAGAUCAUCACAGUCCUGACCGCUGAGCGUCUCGCACCCAAGAGCUGGAGGAAGUUUGUAUAUAAUGGCAUGUGGCGUCGAACACUUGCUGGUUUCUCUGUCCAGGCAUGGCAGCAGCUUUCUGGUGCGAAUGUCAUGACCUACUACAUCGUCUACAUCUUCUACAUGGCCAAUCUCGAGGGCGAAAUCAACCUCAUCGCAUCAGGCGUCCAAUACGCUCUAUUCAUCAUCUUCUCGUCAAUCAUGUUUUUCUUCGUCGACAAGAUCGGGAGACGAACAUUGCUUGUCUGGGGUGCAAUCACUAUGGCCUUCUGCCACUUCGUCGUUGGCGGUAUUCUCGGGUCCAACUACACAUAUGUGCCUGGUAAGUUCUCACCUGAUGAAGAUUUUAUUAUAGAGGGUGUUGCGGGCAAUGCCAAUGUCGUGAUGCGAGUCACUGGACCGCCUGCUCAUACAGUCAUUGCGUUUUCAUAUCUUCUGAUCAUCAUCUAUGCGCUUACUCUCGCGCCGAUCUGUUGGGUGUACGCGGCCGAAGUAUGGUCUCUUGAGACCCGCGCGACAGGCAUGGGUAUCGCAGCCAUUGGUAACUGGGUUUUCAACUUCGCAAUCGGUCUAUUCAUUCCACCAGCCUUCCUCAAUAUCCGCUGGCGCCUCUUCAUCGUCUUCGGCGCACUCUGUCUCGGCGGCGCUAUUCAAUUCUGGUUCACAUACCCAGAAACCUGCGGCAAGACUAUCGAGGAAAUUGAAGUGCUGUUCAGCAAUGGUGGACCGCCGGCAUGGAAGACGAAGAAGGGUGAUUCGCGCCUGCACGAUGAGAUGGCGGCGGUUUCGAAUGCGAAAGCUAAGGAGGAGGCAAGGGCUAGUAUUGAGAAGGUUGUAAAGGGUGAUACGGGUUUGCACCAGGAGGUUAAACCUGAGACUGCAUGA
Parastagonospora nodorum SN15 is the source of this 1632-nucleotide messenger RNA. RefSeq lists its product as hypothetical. Gene Ontology annotation, biological process: carbohydrate transport; transmembrane transport. The transcript has 7 exons. Gene Ontology annotation, molecular function: carbohydrate:proton symporter activity. Bases 1 to 1632 code for a protein of 543 amino acids. Lineage: Eukaryota; Fungi; Ascomycota; Dothideomycetes; Pleosporales; Phaeosphaeriaceae. The record is from RefSeq and is a predicted model, not a curated record. Gene Ontology annotation, cellular component: membrane.